This is a messenger RNA of Botrytis cinerea B05.10, 1487 nucleotides long. It is a transcript of the gene Bctma46, whose product is annotated as Bctma46. The transcript has 2 exons. Gene Ontology annotation, molecular function: metal ion binding; mRNA binding. The coding region runs from base 178 to 1263 and encodes 361 amino acids. The record is from RefSeq and is a predicted model, not a curated record. Gene Ontology annotation, cellular component: cytosol. NCBI's taxonomy places the organism in Eukaryota, Fungi, Ascomycota, Leotiomycetes, Helotiales, Sclerotiniaceae. Gene Ontology annotation, biological process: cytoplasmic translation.
GAUUUCAUCACCAGUCUAGAAAAUACUACUAUUUCUUUACCCACCCAUUAGGAGAAUACAAACACAGUCUUUUCCGCAUAUCGAUACCCUUCCAUUGAAUCUGGUGCGUACCUAACCAUCGAUUGAAUCAGGCAUCUAUACAAUACACAGAGUCUUGAUCAUCAACUAUCCGACAAAAUGCCACCAAAGAAAGGAAAAGGCCAACCGGAUCAGCCUAAAAAGGCGCCGGCCACAGUGGCAGACAAGACUUUUGGAAUGAAAAACAAGAAGGGAGCCCAGGCGCAAAAACAAAUCGAGCGAAUGCAAACUUCGUAUAAAGCUGGAGGCACUCCCGAUGAAAAGAGACGACAGGCCGAGAAAGAGCAACGAGAGCGAGAAAAGAUAGCAUCAGAAGCGGCAAAGAAAGAGGCAGCUGAAUUAUUCAAGCCUGUACAAGUUCAGAAAGUCCCAUUUGGUGUCGAUCCCAAAACAGUUCUCUGUCAAUUUUAUAAGAAGGGCCAUUGCGAGAAGGGUAGGAAGUGUAAAUUCUCACACGACCUUAACAUUGAGCGCAAAUCAACAAAAAUUGAUCUUGCGCAAGAUCCCAGAGAGGCAGAAGCAGAGAAGAGAAAAGAAGAAACUUCAGACGAUUGGGACGAAGAGAAAUUGCGCUCCGUUGUAUUAUCGAAGAAGGGAAAUCAAAAAACUACAACAGAGAAAGUUUGCAAAUUUUUUAUCGACGCUGUGGAGGAGGGAAAAUAUGGUUGGUUUUGGACAUGUCCAAAUGGAGGAGACAAGUGUAUGUACCAACAUAAGUUACCACCAGGAUUCGUCCUUAAAACCAAAGAACAACGUGCUGCAGAGAAGGCUCUUAUGGAUAAAUCACCUCUAAAGACACUUACUCUUGAAGAUUUCCUUGAGUCCGAACGGCACAAGCUUACUGGCACAUUAACACCGGUUACGCCAGAGACGUUUGCUAAAUGGAAAGCCGAGCGUAUGGACAAGAAGGCUGGUGAAGAACAAGCCAGACUUGCCAAGGAAGCUACUGGUCGUGCCAUGUUCGAGAAGGGAGAUUGGGAAGCCAGCGGAGAUGAAGAUGAAGGCGAUGAUAAUGAAGAUGAUGCAUGGAAUAUGGAGAGAAUGCGACGAGAGACUGAGGCUUUACGUGAGAAGAAGGAAGCAGAGCGCUUGGCCAACUUGUAUGGUGGAGCAGCCCCAAGUAGUAACGAAGUUGCACCUCAGAUUGUCGAACCUGUAGCCAACGAGGAGGGGGAAGCCUCCUAAUUAAUUCAAGACACGACAAAAAAAAGUCAUUACUUGAAAUCAAUUUUUGAAUUUUAGCGUCAUUCGAAAUGGGAAUGUGAAAUUGGAUUAUGGGAUUUACUUUGGAGAUUUUGGUUUCAUCGAGAACAGUCCUCGAAAUUGAGGCUCAUGGGACACCUCUGUACCCGCCGUUUCCUGCCACCACCACGAGAAUCAAUCUUUAAGAGAAUUGGCAUUUGCAGCCA